AAAAUUUUGAAAUAUAUUAAUGAAUAUUAUAGGUUUAAUAAGAGCAUAUCGUACAGACAUGCGAAUUCGUGGGAUUUGCAAGAAAAUGAUGUCUCUCCAUCUCCUCCCACAUGGAAAAAUCCCUACUGCCUUUGCAAAUUUAAGAUCAGCUGUCUGGGAAAUUGAAAACAGGGAGAACCGAACUAUGAUGCGAAAACUGUACAACUACAUGGAAAAUACCUGGAUCGACAGCUUGCUUUGGCUUCCUAAAGUUUGGUCGGUCUUCAUGCAAGAGGUGAGAACCACUAAUGACGUUGAAGGCUGGCACACACAUCUAGCAAAUCACGCUGGACUUAGCAUUAGCAGUAAAGGCCUCAACCUGUAUAUUCUCCUCGAAGUUCUCUACGAGGAGGCUAUACAGGUUGAUAUAUACACAAAGAUGCUUGAACAGGGCCAAAAACUGAGAAGACAGCGGAAAACUUUCAAAGAAUUAAAUUUAAAACUGUUUGGUUUGUGGAACGACUAUUCCAAACAAAAGAUAACGACCGCAGAACUUUUAGAACAAUGUGCAGAUAUUUACGCAAAUUCAACGCAAUUAAAUAUGCAAAAACGGCGAACGAUGCUCGUCUCUUUGAGUUAG
Messenger RNA from Daphnia carinata, 619 nucleotides. RefSeq lists its product as uncharacterized. The transcript is spliced from 3 exons. Lineage: Eukaryota; Metazoa; Arthropoda; Branchiopoda; Diplostraca; Daphniidae. The coding region runs from base 20 to 619 and encodes 199 amino acids. The record is from RefSeq and is a predicted model, not a curated record.